AUGGCGUCAGCCUCAACGCCUAUAAGUGCUUUUGCGCCAUGGACCCAAUUUUAUAUCUACAUGCACUUUGCCGAGAUUGAAACUUUACAGGUCAAUGAAACCCGGGAAUUCAGUGUAUCCGUGAAUGGUGAAUUUGUGUCUGAACGCUAUAGUCCUAAAAGGAUGGCCAUGGAAACUAUAUUCUACUCCACAAAACAAUGUGAAGAAGGAUUAUGCAUCAUAGAGUUAUCAAGAACGUCAAAAUCUACUCUUCCUCCUCUCAUGAACGCUUUAGAGAUUUACUAUGUGAUCGAACUACCGCAACUGAAAACAAACCAAGAUGAUGUGCUUGCUAUCAAGAGUAUCCAAAAUACUUAUGGAGUGAGUAAGGUUAACUGGCAAGGAGAUCCAUGUGUUCCUAGGGAGUUCUUGUGGGAUGGUUUAAACUGUGACAACCUAGAGAAUUCAAUGCCACCUAUAGUCACUUUUUUGAACUUAUCAUCAAGUAAUUUAACGGGAAUCAUCGCGCCUGCCUUUCAGAAUCUAACCCAUCUACAAGAAUUAGACUUGUCAAAUAACAAUUUGACGGGUGAAGUACCGGAGUUUCUUGUGGACAUUAAAUCACUCUUGGUCAUAAAUCUAAGUGGGAACAAUCUUAAAGGUUCAGUUCCCCAAGCCCUUCUAAAGAAGAAAGGACUAAAUUUAAUUACUCAUGAUGGAAACCCGGAUCUUACUUGUGCGGGUAAACCAUGUGUAAACAAAACCGAUGGUUCCAAGAAAAAGAAUGUUGUAGUACCGGUUGUUGUAUCGGUCGUAUUCGUUGUUGUUCUUGGAAUUGCAGUGGUCUUCUUCUUUGUAUUCAAAAGGAAAAAGACAGAAAACAGUCAAGGUCCAUCAGUCUGUACACAAGCACCAGAUCCUAUAACAACUGGAUCGUCAGAACCGGUAGCUGUUAAAAUGCUUUCACAUUCUUCUUCUCAAGGGUAUAAAGAAUUUAAGGCAGAGGUGGAACUUCUUCUUAGAGUUUACCACAAAAAUUUGGUUGGCCUGGUUGGAUAUUGUGAUGAAGGAGAAAAUUUGGCUCUUAUAUAUGAAUACAUGGCUAACGGAGACUUGAAAGAACAUAUGUCAGGAAAACGAGGUGGAUCUAUCUUGAACUGGGAAACUAGACUGAAAAUAGUCGUCGAAUCUGCACAAGGUUUGGAAUACUUACAUAAUGGAUGCAAACCACCAAUGGUUCAUAGGGAUGUCAAAACCACAAAUAUAUUGUUGAAUGAACAUUUUCAAGCCAAGUUAGCUGAUUUUGGGCUUUCAAGAUCUUUUCCGGUUGAAGGAGAAACUCAUGUGUCGACAGUAGUUGCUGGAACUCCUGGAUAUCUUGAUCCAGAGUAA
Messenger RNA from Eruca vesicaria subsp. sativa (arugula), 1371 nucleotides. NCBI's taxonomy places the organism in Eukaryota, Viridiplantae, Streptophyta, Magnoliopsida, Brassicales, Brassicaceae. The record is from the annotation of a GenBank genome assembly.